Medioppia subpectinata is the source of this 1425-nucleotide messenger RNA. The record is from the annotation of a GenBank genome assembly. Lineage: Eukaryota; Metazoa; Arthropoda; Arachnida; Sarcoptiformes; Oppiidae.
AAAACUAUAGGCAUUUAAAAUACAAUGAAAUUACAGUUUAUUUAAUAAAUAAAUAAUUUAAUUAUUGAUAAUUGAAUGUCAGAAAGUGAAGAACUGAUCCAUUGAUUGAUAUAUACAUUCGUUAAUUGAGGAAAAGUAGAGACAAAGCUUGGAAAAUGUCAAACGUGUUGAUAGCGGACAACGGGGCGCAUACCAUGAAGAUUGGUUUGUCGACUGACACCGAACCUAAACUGAUCCCAAACUGCAUAAGCAAAGUGAAGAGCGAGAGGAGGCGUCCGUUCAUUGGAGACCAGAUGGAGGACUGCAAAGACUAUUCACAGAUGUUUUAUUUGAUUCCCUUCUCGAAGGGAUAUCUCGUUAAUUGGGAUUUAGAGCGACAGAUAUGGGACUAUGUCUUCAAAACCAAACUCAAGACCGACUUCUCGGACACCACUCUUAUAAUGACUGAACCGACGCUGAAUUUCAAACCAAUUCAGGAGAAUAUGACAGAAAUCCUAUACGAAGAGUACGGUUUCGCCAGUCUUUUGCGCGCAACGGGUCCUCAAUUAGCGUCUUAUAAGUAUUAUAACGACAACAAGUCGUCGAUGGCCUGUCUUGUGGUCGAUUCCGGCUUCUCGUUCACACAUAUCGUGCCAUUCAUUAAAGAUAAAAGAGUUAAGGAAUCCAUUAGGAGAAUAGAUUGCGGCGGAAAAGCGAUGACCAAUCACUUGAAGGACAUCGUGUCGUACAGACAGUUGAAUGUCUUGGACGAGACACAUGUCGUCAAUCAGGCCAAAGAGGACUCGUGUUAUGUGUCGAACCAGUUCUGGAAGGAUAUGGAGAUCUGUAAAGAUAGACGAAAUCCAAUCAUUCGUGACUAUGUUUUGCCCGACUAUACGGUCCUGAAGAGGGGUUACGUACGCGACCCGAACGACAAGACACCCAUCACUGAUCAUCAGGUGAUUCGCAUGAAUAACGAGCGAUUCCAAGUGCCGGAACUGCUCUUCCAUCCCAGCGAUGUAGGCAUCGAUCAAAUGGGUAUUUCACACACAAUCGAUCACUCAAUCAAUACCAUUCCAGAGGAGAUUCGGCCGCAUCUCUACGAAAAUAUACUUCUUAUUGGCGGAAACUGUGGCUUCAGUGGCAUCAAAGAGCGGGUCUAUUCGGACGUGCGGUCAACGGCACCGCAUUUAUAUGACGUGAACGUAUGCCUACCGCCCAGUCCUAUGACAUACAUCUGGCAAUCGGGUCGAUAUGUGGCCCAAAACACGGAUCUCUUGAACAAACUGUGCAUAACUCGGAAGGAAUACGAAGAGCAAGGGCUGGCCUUUUGUAUCGAUAAAUUUGAUGUCUAUUGACUUUGCAUUCAAUCAUUUUUAAAUUAAACUAUAUUUUAUACAACUAUUUUUCAUUUAAUAUACCAUUAAAUCAAUGCUAUGUUUAAAA